Dendronephthya gigantea is the source of this 2613-nucleotide messenger RNA. Its product is annotated as rho GTPase-activating protein syd-1-like. Lineage: Eukaryota; Metazoa; Cnidaria; Anthozoa; Malacalcyonacea; Nephtheidae. The record is from RefSeq and is a predicted model, not a curated record. Bases 220 to 1350 code for a protein of 376 amino acids. Gene Ontology annotation, molecular function: protein binding. The transcript has a single exon.
AGACAUGCACAACAUACAUUUCCCCCGCGGUAGAGCAAUGUUCGUUAAGCUUGCUAAAUAUAUAACACAAUGAGUCUAAAAGUAGACCGUUUCUACGUCAUAACGCUGCGAUAAUUUAGUCAGUGUGUACUAUUGAAUGGAGCACGUAGGUAGAAAGUGUUGGCGGGGAAUGUUUGUACACCUGUCGCCAGCGCGAUCAGCUGAUUGGCUAUGUGAAUAAUGUAUAAUUAUCUACCUCAGAGUUUUAUUUGUAAAGUCAAAUUAUGGCGAGUUGAAGCAAUGACUAUGGCUCUACAAAGGGGAGAUCCGACACACAGCAAUCCGUUGUCGAACGGAAACCUCGCCAGUAACGGUCAAGGAAGGAACCGAGCACGCAAGGGACCUGAGGAUCAGUUAGUUGAACGUAUUCGACGCUUUAGCAGUCUGUCUCAAGACGAUUUUGUGAAAAUGAAAGAUGCGGAGCAACAAGACGAUUUCUUUGCUGUCAGAAACGCUCAAGAUAUCACAAAUCCCGAUACGAAAGGCGAUACUCAUUCGUUGCUAUCAAUAAAGAUUGUUCCGAACUCAUUUCGUAGAAUUUUAGGAGUGAAAGAGAUAUGCUCGAAACAGGGAAGUUUUUUACAUCGGACAAUUGAUUUACCGCAUAAGCCUGGUGAUUCGUUGGGUUUUUUAAUUCGGCAAGGUGAUGGCUGGACGAGAACAGACGGGAUAUUUAUUUCGAGACUUGUUCUAGGCACCGAUGUCGAUAAUUUCGAGUUGUUGAGAGUCGGGGACGAAAUAAUACGCGUGAAUAAAGUAGACGUACGCGGAAUGAACGUUGACGAUGUCAGUGCACUUAUGCAAAUGGCGAAACGAUUAAUAAUUACUGUUAAAGUUCUCACUCCUUUGUCUAAGAAGAAGUUGUUUGCUUUGAGCAACGGCAGAACACGUACUCGACCUGGCUCAACAUCGCCUACUCCUGUACCAUCACGAGAAACCCAGGAAAAACUGAAUGUACCGGCCCCAAAUGAUCCGUAUCGGAACAUACCUCGAAUGUACAGCCAUCAAGCAAACUAUAAGAUCGCUAGCCUGCCCAUAGGGAAGACUGCAAACAAUAACAAAGGCAGUCAGUCGCCAAAUUUGCCAAGAUCACGGUCAGUAGGUCGUUCCCCGACGCCGGGCAAGCGAGCGUUGUCGCCAAUUCACGAAGCAACUGAUUUCCAAGGCGAACCAAGCGGAAUUUUAGCAACCGGGCGAAGGAAAAGUCUCGGAGGCAGUAAUUCAGUUAGUUGGUCUGAUCAAGUGUCUACAAAUAAUACAAGCAAAACAAAUACAACUCAAAGGACAAAGUCUGGUAAAGCGGGGAGAUAGCAGCGGAAGACGUUGAUUUUGGGAGACGUGUUUGAAAUAAAUUUCAGCGUAGCUGGGAUGAAAAUCAUGAAACACAUGUUUGAAAUACAUUUCAUUGUUGCUCCGAUAAAACAUUGUAUUCAAAUGAUCACAAAUAAUACGAACGAAAUGAGGAAUAUUCGAUAAAGACUUGUUUGAUCCUUGCGAUCGUCAGGAAAGGCGGAAAUUAUAUACGGAUGAAUCAGCGAUAUUCUGGAAAAGUCUCGAAAGGAAAAUACUUAAUAUGAAGUCAUGUCAUGCGAUGUAUUUGUGGAUUUCAAAUAAAUUUUAAUAAGUGGGAAUGAGCCGAUAUUUGAAUAUUAAUUCACUUGUUAAUGAAUAUGCAAGAUAGCUGGGCAAAAUUUCAACCGCAUGUGUACUCUGUGGUUGAAAGAACGUCAAAGAGUAGCUCAAAAUGACCUCUAUAGCUUGAUAAAAUCACAAGCAUUAUAUCUUUUGAAUCAACACUUUGCUAAUGUUCAAAACAACUCCUCUGGUUUUGCUGUGUAGUUUAUACAGGUACUGUGUACACGAUGAUAUAUAGACAUGUUAUGUUAAUCUAAGUAUAACAUUGAAAUAAGGAAAAAUUUCAAUUUUUUAUCUCGUUGAUACGUUUUUGAAUAGUGAGUUUAACUGAAUGCUAUUAUACUAUAUUCAAUAAUAUUAUAGUAUAAUAUUUUCUAUAUUAAACGGUACAACAAUUGGAAUUCUGAAUGUUGCCGUGUGUUUAUAAAUAUGACAAACGAAUCGAUCAUUUUUUGCCGCUGAAUGACAAAGUCUGUUUUUUAGUUUCACAAGGUUGCUGCUGAAGGUUUGAGAUUUUGACUUCGGCAGUAGGGAUCGGUUGUAGGCGAAGGCUGUAUGGAUAGCGCUAUCCACCGCGGAUAGUGAUGUUUUCAACCGCUCUAAAAAUGCUUGGAACGCAAUCAAAUUUCUGCUUUGAAACUAACAAUUGUCAAAGAGGAUUCUCAAUUUAGGAAUGCUACAAGAUUUAAUCAAAGUUAUUUCUAACAACGGGCGAUUUUAAAGCGAUUGAAAAAACCCGCUAUCCGGUGGAUAGCGCUAUCCAACCUUCGUACAACCGGCCUCAACCUAGUAAUUAUGCUACACUAAAACUAUAGGCUAAUGACUCAAGUAUUUUUCAUUUACUUGAUAAUGCAUGAUAGGGCUUUAAAAGACAUAUGUGAAAUUCUUAUAGCUUUAAAGGAUAUUUGUACAAAAAAACUCGCUCAAAUAAAAGUUGCU